Cyprinus carpio (common carp) is the source of this 1886-nucleotide messenger RNA. RefSeq names its product frizzled-2-like. Lineage: Eukaryota; Metazoa; Chordata; Actinopteri; Cypriniformes; Cyprinidae. The record is from RefSeq and is a predicted model, not a curated record. Gene Ontology annotation, cellular component: plasma membrane. Gene Ontology annotation, biological process: non-canonical Wnt signaling pathway; canonical Wnt signaling pathway. Gene Ontology annotation, molecular function: Wnt-protein binding; Wnt receptor activity.
GGGAACUUGAAACAGUCUGACGGACAAAGGGGGAAAAGUCACGCAGUCGCUCCUGCGCGCAACAGAUACUCCUCUCAAAGUAUGCGAUUUACACUAGCUCGCGAGACUUUUUGUUUUCGAUUGGCAAAUAACAUGUCGCCAAAAGCGUAGUUUGUGGACUCCCGUUGUGUUCAGUGGAAGUUAGGCGAAACUUUCCGGGACAAUGCAGGCGAGUGGAAGUUUGUGUCUGUUUUUGGCACUGAUGUUGCCGUGCCGUUUCGUGGCGCCUGGACAGUAUCACGGAGAUAGCGGGAUAGCCCUUCCCGAACACGGCUUCUGUCAGCCCAUAACCAUCCCCCUGUGCACGGACAUCGCUUACAACCAAACCAUUAUGCCAAAUCUGGUCGGACACUACAACCAAGAGGAUGCGGGGCUGGAGGUCCACCAGUUUUACCCGCUGGUCAAGGUACAGUGCUCUCCUGAACUCAAGUUCUUUCUGUGCUCCAUGUAUGCACCGGUGUGCACGGUUUUGGAGAAAGCCAUCCCGCCAUGCCGCUCCAUUUGUGAGAGGGCAAAGCACGGCUGCGAGGCCCUCAUGAACAAGUUUGGCUUCCAGUGGCCAGAGCGGCUGAGAUGUGAACAUUUCCCCGUGCUGGGAGACGGACACAUCUGCGUGGGCCAGAACGACUCCGUGGCUACAGUGUCGCCCGUUCACAUGCCCGUCCCAGGAACACCCAGCAUUCAGCUGUUCUCCUCACCAGACAAGCCCUUCCGCUGCCCGUCAGUGCUCAGGGUGCCUUCCUACCUCAGUUAUAAGUUCCUGGGCGAGCUGGAUUGCGGUGCUCCGUGUGAGUCCUCCAGAACACAUGGGGCUUAUAUGUUCUUCACGGACCAGGAGAUUGAAUUCGCACGGAUUUGGAUCCUCAUCUGGUCCGCUCUCUGCUGUGCAUCCACGUUAUUCACCGUUACCACGUAUUUAGUGGACAUGCAGCGUUUUAAGUACCCAGAACGUCCUAUUAUUUUCUUGUCCGGCUGCUAUACCAUGGUUUCCAUUGCGUAUAUCGCUGGUUACUUUCUUGGGGACAAAGUGGUGUGCAACGAGAGCUUUUUUCCCGACAGCUAUAAAACCAUCGUUCAAGGUACGAAGAAAGAAGGGUGUACGAUUUUGUUCAUGAUGCUGUAUUUCUUUAGUAUGGCGUCUUCGAUUUGGUGGGUCAUCCUGUCUCUCACUUGGUUCCUGGCGGCUGGUAUGAAAUGGGGCCAUGAGGCUAUCGAAGCCAAUUCACAGUACUUUCACCUGGCCGCCUGGGCCGUUCCAGCUGUAAAGACUAUUAGCAUCCUGGCCAUGGGACAAAUCGAUGGAGACGUGUUAAGUGGCGUCUGCUUUGUGGGCCUGAACAAUCUGGAUCCCUUGAGGGGCUUCGUGUUGGCACCUCUCUUCAUCUACCUCUUCAUUGGCACCUCGUUCCUGCUCGCCGGCUUCGUGUCCCUGUUUCGUAUCCGCACCAUCAUGAAGCACGACGGCACCAAGACCGAGAAGCUGGAGCGCUUGAUGGUCCGCAUAGGUGUGUUUUCGGUUCUCUACACCGUCCCGGCCACCAUCGUCAUCGCUUGCUUUUUUUACGAGCAGGCCUUCAGGCAGCACUGGGAGAAGAGCUGGAUCAGUACGAAGUGUAAGAGCCUGGCCAUCCCCUGCCCCAUGCAACCCACUCCUCACAUGACCCCCGACUUCACCGUCUUCAUGAUCAAGUACCUCAUGACUCUCAUUGUAGGGAUCACUUCGGGAUUCUGGAUCUGGUCGGGGAAGACGCUGCAGUCUUGGAGGAAGUUCUACACACGAUUGACCAGUGGCGGACAAGGGGAGACCACCGUUUGAAACGGGAAAUCGGGGGCCGGGUUUUCGGGGG